Impatiens glandulifera is the source of this 2391-nucleotide messenger RNA. RefSeq names its product terpene synthase 6, chloroplastic-like. The record is from RefSeq and is a predicted model, not a curated record. Gene Ontology annotation, biological process: gibberellin biosynthetic process. Gene Ontology annotation, molecular function: magnesium ion binding; terpene synthase activity. The transcript is spliced from 12 exons. Lineage: Eukaryota; Viridiplantae; Streptophyta; Magnoliopsida; Ericales; Balsaminaceae. Bases 126 to 2360 code for a protein of 744 amino acids. Gene Ontology annotation, cellular component: chloroplast.
AAGUUGAAUCUUCUCCAAAUGUCCAUACAUCUAUACAGGGAAUUGAUGAGUCGAAAGAACGAAUUAGGAAAUUAUUCAACAAGAUUGAGAUUUCGGUUUCACCUUAUGAUACUGCGUGGGUAGCAAUGGUUCCUUCUCCAUAUUCGUCUCAUCUACCGUGUUUUCCUGGAUGCAUAGAUUGGUUAGUUGAUAACCAACUUAUUAAUGGUUCAUGGAGUCCUAAUCAUAAUGGUCAUGUACUUAUUAAAGAUGCUUUAUCAUCAACCUUAGCAAGUGUGCUUGCAUUAAAGCAAUGGGGAAUUGGUGAAGAACAUGUAAAUAAAGGUCUAAAAUUUAUUGAAUCAAACAUCACUUCAGCUAUUGAUGAGAAUUUGAGUUCUCCUAUUGGAUUUGAAAUAAUAUUCCCCAAUAUGAUAAGAUCUGGUGAAGAAUUAGGACUCAAUAUUCCUAUUGCCCCAAAGUUUUUGGAUACUAUGAUUAGCAAGAGAGAGUUAGAGCUCAAAAGGUACUGUUUUUCCAAAAGCAUUAUCCUUUUCUUGAUUUACUAUUAUUUUCUAAGAUUUUGCUUCACAAUAAUAGUAAGAAAGUGUUUAUCAGAAGGAAGAAGUUCCUAUUUAGCUUUUAUUUCAGAAGGAAUAAAUUGGGAUUCAAAUGACUGGAAAAUGGUCAUGAAACAUCAAAGGAAGAAUGGAUCAUUGUUCAACUCUCCAUCCACUACAGCAGCUGCAUUCAUGCAUCUUAAGGAUGCUGAUUGUCUUAAUUAUCUUCGAUCAGUUACAGAGAAAUUUGGAAGCGAGGUCCCAGUUGCAUAUCCUCUGGAUAUAUAUGUGCGUCUCUCUAUGGUUGAUCAUCUUAUAAGAAUGGGAAUUGAACGCCAUUUUACUGAAGAAAUUAGAAGUGUUUUGGAUGAAACUUAUAGAUGUUGGCUUCUGAAUGAUGAACAAAUAUUUCAUGACAUUGCAACAAAUUCCAUGGCAUUCAGAUUGUUGUGUCUUAAUGGAUACAAUGUGUCUUCAGAUCGGUUAACUCGUGCUUCCAAUGAAUAUGAUUUCAUUUUUCCUGAACAACACCAAAAGACAAUUGAUGAUGCAAUUGAAUUAUACAAGGCUUUACAGUUGACUCAAGAAAAACAUCAUUUGUGCUCUUCUGAAUUCCUCAAGGAGAAGCUUUCCAACUGUUUGAUCAACAGAAAUGGUCUUGAUAAAUAUAUCACACAAAAGGUAAAUGAUGCCCUCGAGUUUCCAUUCCAUGCAGAUGUAGGGCGCAUGGCUAAUAGGAGAAACAUUGAGAAGUACAUGGUAAAUCACUCAAUGCUUCUAAAAGCUUCAUACAGUUCUUCAAAUAUCGGUAAUGAAGAUUUCCUGAAGAUGGCUGUGGAAGAGUUCAACACUUGUCAAUAUAUAUAUCGUGAAGAACUUGAAAAACUCGAGAGGUGGAUCUUAGAAUAUGAGCUGAAUAAGCUACAAUUUGCGAGGCAUAGAACAGAGUACCAUUACAUAUCAGCUGCAAUGAUGUUUCCUUCUCCACAUCUUUCUCAUGUUCGCAUUUUUUGGGUCAAAAGCGCUGUGCUCACCAUUAUGUUCGAUGACUUUUUUGAUGUUGGAGGCUCUGAUGAAGAAUUGAAGAAUCUUAUACAACUAGUUGAAAAAUGGGAUGUAGAUCUAGCAACUGAUCACUGUAUCUCUGAGGAUAUUCGGAUACUAUUUUCAGUACUCCAUGACACAGUUUGUGAAAUUGGAAGUAAUGCAUUUGAGUUCCAGGGAAGGUCAGUUACCAGUCACAUAAUUGAAUUGUGGUUGGAUUUGCUUAAUUCAUCAAUGCAAGAAGUAAUAUGGAGGAGAAGUAAAUCAGUGCCAACAAUGGAUGAUUACAUCUCUUAUGCCUCUGUGACAUUUGCAAUGGGACCACUUGUUCUACCUGCUCUGUAUUUUCUUGGUUCUAAGUUAUCUGAUGAAGUUGUUCACAGUUAUGAAAUGCAAACUCUUACCAAACUUGUGAGCACUUGUGGCCGUCUCCUGAACGAUAUGAAAGGAUUCGAGAGAGAAUCAAAGGAAGGAAAACUCAAUGCAGUAUCACUCUACAUGCUUGAAAGAAAUGGAGAGGCUACAGAAGAAGAAACGAUAGAGAAUCUGAUGGGGAUUGUCUUACAACAAAGAACAGAGCUUUUGGGAUUAGUUUUGCAGCAGGAGGAAGGGAACUUAAUUCCUAGAGCCUGUAAAGAGGUAUUCUGGAAAAUGAUUCAGAUUUGUCACAUCUUUUAUGCUAAAGAUGAUGGGUUCACUUCCAAUACCAUGGUUAAUGCAGUGAAAUCAAUCAUAUAUCAGCCAAUUUCCCUUCCGAAAAUAAAUGAUGUUAAAUAAACUUAGAAGUUUAUUACUAAGCUCAAUGUUC